Melanotaenia boesemani (Boeseman's rainbowfish) is the source of this 773-nucleotide messenger RNA. RefSeq lists its product as uncharacterized. Gene Ontology annotation, cellular component: mitochondrial membrane. Gene Ontology annotation, biological process: regulation of heme biosynthetic process. The record is from RefSeq and is a predicted model, not a curated record. The coding region runs from base 114 to 422 and encodes 102 amino acids. NCBI's taxonomy places the organism in Eukaryota, Metazoa, Chordata, Actinopteri, Atheriniformes, Melanotaeniidae. The transcript has 5 exons.
GAACUGAAUUGCGCAUGUGCAUGACAAGGGAUUGGCCGUAACAAGGAAGUGCAAUUAAACGGUUUGAAAGCUGGUAUCGUGGUUCUCUUGUUUGGACUUUAAGUUUCUUCGUAAUGGCUAUAGAUUGGAUUGGAUUCGGCUAUGCUGCAGCCAUCGUUUUUGGAGGAUUUUUGGGAUACAAGAGAAAAGCCAGUGUAAUGUCCCUGAUGGCUGGUUUGGUGUUUGGUGGACUAUCUGCUUAUGGUGCCUUUAAAAUCUCUAAUGAUCCUAAGGAUAUCCAGGUGUCAUUAAUCACCUCGGGACUCCUUUCGGUCAUUAUGGGAAUGAGAUACAAGAAAUCUGGGAAAUUAAUGCCUGCCGGCAUUAUAUCAGGGCUAAGUUUGCUGAUGGUAUUUCGCCUGUUGCUCCUGACCGUGAUUUGACUGGAACACCAACAAUGACAAGAUGAGCUCAAUGAACAAACCUUGUUUUAAAGGAAACUUCAUUCUCAAUUCCUCAUGUUUUAUGGAUGUUUGUUGUUUUUAUGGAUGCUUCAGUGUGUGAGUCUGUGUAUGAUUGUACUUCUCAUGAUUUGAGAGUAAUUACCAUGAUUUUUUUGCAAUAAUCACAUCUCAGCAGGUCUACAUCAGCAAAAUUGUUGCUUGAUGUUGGGUUUCCUGUGUGACGGUUAAUAAGCUGACAAAGGAACACGUUUUACUUGUCACUUGUGGAAAAAGAACCAUCAUGUUGGCAAUUUUGUAAUGAAAACAAACUAAAUAAAUAACUGAAAUUCA